Camelus dromedarius (Arabian camel) is the source of this 13630-nucleotide messenger RNA. RefSeq names its product kinesin family member 26B (gene KIF26B). The record is from RefSeq and is a predicted model, not a curated record. Gene Ontology annotation, molecular function: microtubule binding; microtubule motor activity; ATP binding. The coding region runs from base 428 to 6763 and encodes 2111 amino acids. Lineage: Eukaryota; Metazoa; Chordata; Mammalia; Artiodactyla; Camelidae. Gene Ontology annotation, biological process: microtubule-based movement. The transcript has 15 exons.
GACAAGUUCCCACAGCCGGCUCGCCGGCGGGGGCGAGGCGGGGGCUCGCCCACCUCCUCUGCAGCUGCCGUGUGCCCCGAUUGUACUCUUCUUUUCCCUCGUGGAGGAAAACGGACUCACUAGGCUGAGGAAAAUGCCAAUUAUCUGGAUGUGACCGUGAAAAGAGAACGUGUGACUGGAGGAGGCAGAAGAGAAGGAAAAGCAUUAUUUGAAGAGAAGAAUAAACCAGGCACUCCAACCCUUUCUGCAAAUUAGCGCUAUUACUUCUGGGGUCCAUCUCUUUUAUUACCCCCCCACCCCCAUUAAGAAACCUUGACUUGAGGGCCAAGAGACAGCCCCCUACAACUGGGCACCCUUCUGGGUUGGAAGACCUUUUGGAUGUAGCGUUGGUGGAACAUUUUAUACACUCUCCUCUGGAAAAGCCACCAUGAAUUCUGUAGCUGGGAAUAAAGAGAGGCUUGCGGUCUCCACCAGGGGCAAGAAAUACGGGGUGAAUGAAGUCUGCUCGCCCACCAAGCCCGCGGCACCCUUCUCCCCGGAGAGCUGGUAUCGGAAAGCGUACGAGGAGUCGCGCGCCGGAAACCGGCCCACCCCUGAGGGCGCGGGUUCGGCCCUCGGCUCAUCGGGGACCCCGUCCCCAGGCUCGGGCACCUCGUCGCCGAGCUCCUUCACGGGCUCCCCGGGCCCCGCCUCCCCGGGCAUUGGCACCAGCUCGCCGGGCUCCCUGGGCGGUUCGCCAGGCUUCGGCACGGGCUCCCCGGGCUCGGGCAGCGGCGGCGGCUCCUCCCCCGGCUCGGACCGCGGCGUCUGGUGCGAGAAUUGCAACGCCCGCCUGGUGGAGCUGAAGAGGCAGGCUCUGAAGCUGCUCCUCCCGGGGCCCUUCCCGGGCAAGGACCCUGCUUUCUCGGCUGUGAUUCAUGACAAGCUCCAGGUCCCCAACACCAUCCGGAAGGCAUGGAAUGACAGGGACAACCGCUGUGACAUUUGUGCCACACACCUGAACCAGCUGAAGCAGGAGGCCAUUCAGAUGGUGCUGACCCUGGAACAGGCGGCCAGUAGCGAGCACUUCGACGGCUCACCUGGCUCGCCCCCACCUCUCUCCAAUAUCCCCGCUCUGGUGGGGUCCCGGCAUGUGGGGGCGCUCCAGCAGCCCAGAGAUUGGGCUUUUGUGCCUGCCUCCUAUGCCUCCUCCAACUACACAGCCUUCGUCACCAAUAAGCAUAGCAGCAAACCCAACAGCCUCGGGGUCAGCAAUGGGGCGGAGAAGAAGAGUGGGUCUCCGACCCACCAGGCCAAGGUCAGCCUCCAGAUGGCCACCAGUCCCAGCAACGGGAACAUCCUCAACUCAGUGGCCAUCCACGCUCACCAAUACCUGGAUGGAACCUGGUCCCUGUCGAGAACCAACGGGGUCACCCUGUACCCCUACCAGAUUUCCCAGCUGAUGACAGAGACUGGCCGGGAGGGCCUGACAGAGGCGGUGCUGAAUCGCUACAAUGCGGACAAGCCUUCAGCCUGCAGCAUCCCCGCCUCGCAGGGCUCCUGCGUGGCCAGUGAGACCUCCACGGGCACCUCGGUGGCCGCGUCCUUCUUCGCCAGAGCUGCCCAGAAGUUAAAUCUAUCUUCUAAGAAGAAGAAACAUCGACCUUCCACUUCCUCUGCUGCCGAGCCACCCCUCUUUGCCACCAGCUUCAGUGGGAUCCUGCAGACGUCCCCUCCCCCAGCCCCACCCUGCCUGCUGAGGGCCGUUAACAAGGUGAAGGACACGCCAGGCCUGGGCAAGGUUAAAGUCAUGCUUCGCAUCUGUUCCACAUUGGCUCGCGAUACCUCCGAAUCCAGCUCUUUCUUAAAGGUGGACCCACGGAAGAAGCAAAUCACCUUGUAUGAUCCCCUGACUUGUGGAAGUUUAAAUGCCUUCCAAAAGAGAGGGAACCAAGUUCCUCCUAAGAUGUUUGCCUUUGAUGCAGUUUUUCCACAAGACGCUUCUCAGGCUGAAGUGUGUGCUGGAACCGUGGCAGAGGUGAUCCAGUCUGUGGUCAACGGGGCAGAUGGCUGUGUGUUCUGUUUCGGCCACGCCAAGCUCGGAAAAUCCUACACCAUGAUCGGAAAGGAUGAUUCCAUGCAGAACCUUGGCAUCAUCCCCUGUGCCAUCUCUUGGCUCUUCAAACUGAUAAAUGAACGGAAAGAAAAGACGGGAGCGCGUUUCUCAGUGCGGAUCUCAGCCGUGGAGGUGUGGGGCAAAGAGGAGAACCUUCGGGACCUGCUGUCGGAGGUGGCCACAGGCAGCCUGCAGGACGGCCAGUCCCCGGGCGUGUACCUGUGUGAGGACCCCAUCUGUGGCACGCAGCUGCAGAACCAGAGCGAGCUGCGGGCGCCCACCGCCGAGAAGGCUGCCUUCUUCCUGGAUGCUGCCAUCGCCUCGCGGCGGGGCAACCAGCAGGACUGCGACGAGGACGACCACCGCAACUCGCACAUGCUCUUCACCCUGCACAUCUACCAGUACCGCAUGGAGAAGAGCGGGAAGGGGGGAAUGUCUGGAGGCCGCAGCCGCCUGCACCUCAUUGAUCUUGGCAGCUGUGUGAAAGCUCUUAGCAAAAAUCGGGAAGGAGGCUCAGGGCUGUGCCUCUCGCUGUCCGCUCUGGGCAACGUCAUCCUGGCUCUCGUCAACGGCAGCAAACACAUCCCAUACAAAGAAAGCAAGCUCACCAUGCUGCUGCGGGAGUCCCUGGGGAACGUCAACUGCCGCACCACCAUGAUUGCGCACAUCUCGGCCGCCGCCGGGAACUACGCCGAAACCCUGUCCACCAUCCAGAUCGCCUCGAGAGUCUUGAGGAUGAAGAAGAAGAAAACGAAGUACACAUCAAGCUCCUCUGGCGGGGAAAGCUCCUGUGAGGAAGGCAGAAUGCGCAGGCCCACCCAGCUGAGACCCUUCCACGCCAGGGCCGCGGGGGAAUCAGACUUCCCGAUCCCCCACCUGUCCAGUGACCCCGACUACUCCUCCAGCAGCGAGCAGUCCUGUGACACAGUCAUCUACAUUGGGCCGAACGGCACGGCCCUCUCUGACAAGGAGCUCACCGACAACGAGGGGCCCCCAGACUUUGUCCCUAUCGUGCCAGCCCUGCAGAAGACCAGGGCCGACAGCCGGUCCACGGAGGCCGGAGAGGCCGCGGCCAGCAAGUCAGAAAGAGACUGCUUGAAGUGCAACACAUUCGCCGAGCUGCAGGAGAGACUGGAUUGCAUCGACGGCAGCGAGGAGCCCAGCAAGUUCCCUUUUGAAGAGCUGCCCGCCCAGUUUGGGGAAGAGCAGGCAAGCAAGAGUCUCCCAUUAAGCCAGGCAGCUGGGGCGGGCCUGCUCUGUGAGUCUGAUAAAGAAGAUGACGGGUCAGAUGACCCACUGACCAACAGAGAAGGCGCUGAGCCCCCGGCCUCCAAGGUGCAGAGGAAUCAUUCCCCCGUCCCUGCCGCACUGCUUACCAGCAGCCCCACCCCUGCUUCGCCCAGGAGCAUCCCUGGCAGCAGCAGCCAGCACAGUUCUUCCCAGCUCGUGCAGAGCCCCAGCCUCCAAAGCAGCCGAGAAAGCCUGAACUCCUGUGGCUUUGUAGAAGGCAAGCCCAGGCCAAUGGGCUCCCCGAGGCUGGGCAUCGCCAGCCUGUCCAAGACCUCAGAGUACAAGCCAGCCAGCUCUCCUUCCCAGAGAUGCAAAGUCUACACCCAGAAGGGUGUCCUGCCUUCUCCAGCCCCACUGCCAACCUUGAGCAAGGAUUCCGGCAUGGUCUCUACUGAGUCCCUGCUGCAGCCCGAGGUACGUACACCCCCGGUUGGAAUGAGCCCCCAGGUUUUGAAGAAAUCCAUGUCUGCUGGGAGCAAAGGGUUCCCAGAAACCCCUGUCGAUGACGAACAUCAGGCAGCAACUUCUCCAGAUUCGAAGAAGGAGAUACUGAGCACCACGAUGUUGACAGUGCAGCAGCCCCUGGAACUGAACGGUGAGGACGAACUGGUGUUCACCCUGGUGGAGGAGUUAACCAUCAGCGGGGUCCUGGACAGCGGCCGCCCCACCAGCAUCAUCAGCUUCAACAGCGACUGCUCUGUGCAGGCCUUGGCCUCGGGCUCCCGGCCCGUCAGCAUCAUCGGCAGCAUCAGUGAGGACCUGGAGUGCUACUCCAACGUGGCUCCAGUCUCCGAGGUCAGUAUCACCCAAUUCUUGCCCCUCCCGAAGCUGAACCUGGACGAGAAGGCCCGGGAGGCAGGAAGCAGGCGUUCCUCCAUCAGCUCCUGGCUGAGUGAGAUGAGCACAGGCAGUGACGGCGAGCAGCCCUGCCAUAGUUUCAUCGCUCAGGCGUGUUUCGGGCAUGGGGAGGCAAUGGCAGACCCCCCAGCCUCGGAGUUUGUCAGCAGCAUCCAGAACACCGGUGUGGUAUGUCGAGAGAAGCCCAGGGCAGGCCCUGACAAUUUGCUCAUCUUGUCUGAAAUGGGGGAAGACUCUUUCAACAAAGCAACCCCCAUCAAAGGCUGCAAGAUUUCCACCCUGGGCAAGGCCAUGGUCACCAUCUCUAACACGGCCAGUCUGAGCAGCUACGAAGGGUACAUCCCCAUGAAGACCAACAUUACAGUUUACCCCUGCAUCGCCAUGAGUCCCCGGAACAUCCAAGAGCCUGAGGCGUCCAUUGCUACUGUUAGCUCAGUCCCCAGAGCAGCCCAGUCCCAGGAGAGCAAGGAAACCAAUGCAAAGAAAGAGAUGAAAUUUGAGGACCCCUGGCUGAAACGAGAAGAGGAGGUAAAAAAAGAGAAUGCUUAUCCCAGUGAAGAAGGGAUUAGGUAUGAGACUGCCACAGGCCCCCCAAAGCCUGAGGCCAGAGCAGAACAGGACAGGAAGGCCAGCCCAGGCGACAGGCUGAGCAGCAGCAGCGGUGAGGUAUCUGCCUCUCCCGCAGCUGACAACUUCAGGAGGGUGGUGGAUGGCUGUGAGAUGGCCCUGCCCAGUGUGGCUGUCCAGAGCCCUGUGCAUCUUAACAAAAGCCUGAAGUCAAGCAGCCUUCCCAGGGCUUUUCAGAAAGCCAGCAGGCAGGAGGAGCUGGACGGCCUCUUCUACCACUGCACUGCAGAGACCAACGGCAUCGGCUUGGCUUCCGGCACCCAGCCCUCCAAGGCCACCCUGGAGAGGAAGGUGGCAUCACCCAAGCACUGUGUCCUGGCUCGGCCCAAAGGGACUCCCCCACUGCCCCCAGUCCGAAAGUCCAGCUUGGACCAGAAGAACCGGGCCAGCCCCCAGCAUAGCACCUGCAGCAGCAGCUCCAGCAGCCCCUUGAACCAACCUGCACCCUUCUUGGCCAGCUUCACGGAUGAGCCAAGCAGCAAGAUGAAGGAUGCCAGUAGCAGCAGCAAGCUCUUCAGUGCCAAACUGGAGCAGCUGGCCAGCAGGACCAACUCACUCGGCAGGACAACGGUCAGCCACUACGAAUGCCUCUCGCUGGAGAGGGCCGAGAGCCUGUCCUCCAUGAGCUCCCGGCUGCUCGCGGGCAAGGACAGCACCAUGCCCCGCACCGGGAGGAGCCCGGGCCGCAGCGCCGGGGCCUCGCCCACCAACCCCGGCCCCACGCAGUCGGCGGGGGCCUCGCCCAAGGCCAGCCAGUCCAAGAUCUCCGCCGUGAGCAAGCUGCUCCUGGCCAGCCCCAAGGCGCGCAGCUUGUCCACCUCCACCACCAAGACCCUGAGCUUCUCCACCAAGUCCCUGCCGCAGGCGGUGGGCCAGAGCUCCGGCCCGCCCCCCGGCGGGAAGCCCAUGUCCUGGUCCACGCAGUCGCUGAGCCGGAGCAGGGGCUCGGGCCUGGCGUCCAAGCUGCCGCUGCGGGCGGUGAACGGGCGCAUCUCGGAGCUGCUGCAGGGCGGUGCGGGCCCGCGGGGGCUGCCGGGGCGCGCGGGGCCCGAGGCGGAGGAGCGCGCGGCCCCCGCCGACGAGCGCCCGGGGCCCGGCGCCCCGCUGCCCUCGCCCUACAGCAAGAUCACGCCGCCGCGCAGGCCCCACCGCUGCAGCAGCGGCCACGGCAGCGACAACAGCAGCGUGCUGAGCGGGGAGCUCCCGCCCGCCAUGGGCAAGACGGCGCUCUUCUACCACAGCGGCGGCAGCAGCGGCUACGAGAGCAUGAUGCGCGACAGCGAGGCCACCGGCAGCGCGUCGUCCGCCCAGGACUCCAUGAGCGAGAACAGCAGCUCCGUGGGCGGGCGCUGCCGCAGCCUCAAAGCCCCGAAAAAACGCGCUAACUCAGGUUCUCAGAGACGGAGGCUCAUCCCAGCACUGUCCCUUGACACCCCCUCCCCGGUGAGAAAACCACCCACCAGCGGGGGGGUCCGCUGGGUGGACGGCCCCUUGCGCAGCACCCAGAGGGGCCUUGGGGAACCUUUUGAGAUUAAAGUCUAUGAAAUCGACGAUGUGGAGCGGCUGCAGCGGCGACGAGGGGGCAACAGCAAGGAGGUCAUGUGCUUCAAUGCGAAACUGAAAAUCCUGGAGCAUCGCCAGCAGAGAAUCGCGGAGGUCCAAGCCAAGUACGAGUGGCUGAUGAAGGAGCUGGAGACGACGAAACAGUAUCUGAUGCUGGAUCCCAACAAGUGGCUCAGUGAAUUUGACCUGGAGCAGGUCCUGGAGCUGGAUUCCCUGGAGUACCUGGAAGCGCUGGAGUGCGUGACGGAGCGCCUGGAGAGCCGCGUCAACUUCUGCAAGGCGCACCUCAUGAUGAUCACCUGUUUUGACAUCACCUCCAGGCGCCGCUGAAGGGAGCCGCCGCCGCCGCCGGCCCGCCCCGGCCCGGCCCUCACUCCAGGAUCCGAUCCACAGCCGGCAGCACUCGGCGGGCCCUCGGUGCCGGCGGCGUGCAGAGACACGGAACGAGGACGAAGGUCGGUGGCAAGUCUGGAGGGAGCGUGGAGCGGAAGGCGAUUUUUCUUUUGUUCUCCGUAGGCAAGAUGCAGACACCAAACACGCGGGAGAGGAGACAAUGAUGGGAAGCCCAAGGGACGUGGAAGACCAGUGAGACUGAAAAAGCACUUUGAGGAACUUUAAAGAACUUGUUUGUACAUAAGAACUGCCGGCAAAAGAGACCUCACACUUCUCCUGGUUUGUGAGAAAGGGCAAGGGUGGAUGUGGGAUUGCGGUGGAAAGCGUAAACAAAACAACAACAAAUUACCCCGAAUGACUGAUUAAGUGCCUUGCAAAUCUUUAUUAUUAUCCAAACAUUUAUGUUCAUAUGUUCUGGUGUACAGAUGGUGCUAGUCAAGAUGAAAACAACAACAAAACAAACACAAAAGAAAAGCAAACACAUUUUUGCAAUGUAUUUACAGCUCGUUUUCUCUUGGUGUUUUACCCUAUUUCUGACUUGCUGUUUCUAAGUAAGUUGUGUUUGUAGAGCUAUUUCCUAAUCAGUAUUGCAUAUGAAUCAAUGUUACCUGUCUGUUUUGGUUCUGCUGGGAAGGCCAGACAGAAGAUGGAGACUUCAGGCACCAGCCAGUGUGUUUCCAAAGAAGAUUGGAACAGCAGGUGAUGCUCGACGCCACCUCCCAUGAGCGGCAGGGUCAGCGGGCAGACCUGGGGUCGAUCAUGGAGCAGGUGUACGUGAGCUUGAGAGAAAGGAGCGGAGAGAGGGGUGCGUCUUUAAGGUGAAAGGAGCCUUUAGGAUCAGGCCCUGCUUACCCUUUGGAUGGGAUGUUCUGAAUAGUUUCCCCUCCAAGUCCUGACGCACGUAUACUAGUUACUUACCCACAAAUCCAAGGUUUUUCAUGGCCCUGACAACAUUUUUCAUCUUUGUUUUUAUUCCAAAGACUCUGGAGUGAGAGCUUGAACCAAUUCAACAGAGCCAUAUUUUUUUCUUCUCUAGUUUUGCAAAUUUAUUAGCGCAGAAGAUGUUUCCCAGUUUGGAGACCUUCUCGGGCUUGUAGAUGCUCAGAAACCCCAACAAUAUUACCAUAGAACAAGGAAGGAGGGGGAGGGUGGCACAACUUUUUGUUUUCCGGAGUGCGGCUUAAAUACAAGAAGUCCCAGCUCUCUUGUGCACCAAAGCCUCCAUCCCAAGAAAGGACCAGGUGUGGCCCUUCAACCUUGGCACCUGAAGACAGAGAAAGGUUUCCUGUUGUACACCACACAUGCAGGGCACGGAGUGUCAUGCAUAUGGAUGUACAGGGCUUGACUCCAGGAACUUCGGAGCUCAUUGUCGAACUGAGUUGUUCAUCCCUGCCACAGUUCCUUUAGGGAUUAUCAUUCCCGCUUGAGUGAUGGAAACCCAAGGCACAGAAUGGUCAAGGCAUUGUCUGAUAACAGCUGUGGAUCAGCUGGGUGUUUGCUUACCUUCCAGGUCAAGGCCCUCUCCCAGGCCCCUGCAGCCUGCUGAUUGAUGGAGGUGCCCAGGGUUUUCUAGAGCACUGUUCUUUUUGCCCUCAAAUGCAGAAUACCUACGUGAGCUAACUUGCAGGUGAGGCAGUCCCGGCUAACCAACUGCUCCCUGGGGAAAAAGAACCUUUUUAUUUCUUUGUCAAUGCUACACAGCUGGAGAAGCUCAGCUGAACUCAGUCAGUGGGAACCAAAGUCUCGUGCUUCCUAGUACCAGUCCUCUACUGGUCAGAACAGGGCAGAGACAGCCCUGAGCAUUAGCAUUAGCCCCAUUAGACUGGAAACCAGCUCCAUGGAUGACAAGUCUGGCUUUGUGUUCCGUUAGAGUUCUCUCCUCUGCAGACGUGCACACAGAAGCUUUGCUCCCAUCUGCUAGCUAAAAUGGGCUAAAAUAUGGUGAAAGGUUACUCCAGAAUGGAUCAUUUCCUCCUCUAGUUUAACAAGUGUGUCUGCCACUUGGGGAGAAAGAGCUCCCUCAUCCUAACCCCAUUCUCAAGGGCAGCCCCCUGGCUCUGGGCACACCUCUGGUCUCAGCACUUGUGUGGAUGGGCGUGUUCAACAGCAGCAUAAAGGAAGCUUCUGGACCUCAAGGGAUGCUAACCUGUUGAGUUCGUUUGGGUUUUCCACUUGGCAUCCCUUUGGUUGCUGGUUUGAAAUAUACCACUUCAUGAAAAACCUUUAAUGUGGGGAUGUUCAAAGGUGAGUAGCCCAGUCUUUGUUGGAAACACAUGCAUCUGAUGAGUAAUCAGUGUCCUUUGUGUUUAUCCUGCCCACGUCUCCGCACAGGUUACCUCGCUGUGCUGCUUUCCUGUGGGGUUCUCAUGCCUUUCCCGGAGUGAGACUAAGUGGAAACAUCUCCAGGGAUUUAAAAUCUUGAUCCGUGAAUCUUUCCUACAGGAGUGGCCUUUGGCUUGCCUCCUGCCUAAACCUGCUUUAUAUGUUUGUAGCAACUUCAUGAGAUAACAAAAGGGUUGAAUGAAAUCAAGAGCUAUCUUACCAAGUCAGAUUGGCCUCCCCAGAUGCCACACCAUGCAGCAUCUCUCAGGGUGCUAUUGGCCGUGGCUUAGGGAAACAACCUGCAUGGAGGUUGUCCAUUCUGGCUCUUUAUUUUCUUUCCUUUACUUGUCUUUUCUAACCUAAGUAAGCUGAAAACAUCUUAACAUACCAAGUAUUGAUAAACCAUGUGAAGAAGUUGUGAAUUCUAUGCUACGAUGUGCUUGUUCCCGGUUCUACCUAUGAGUUGACUAUACAGCUGGUCAGCUGUUCUGAAUUAGUACCAACAACUGAAGAACCCCUCAUUCAAUGACGAGAUGUGUGGUUGGUCCAGGUCUCCUCCUGGUUUUUGUGACAGAUAACCUAGGAGGCAAAAGGAAUGUCAAAGAAUGCAUUAUUCCAUUUCAUUAUCCACAAAUGAAAGGACCAGAAAAAUGUUUAUUUGAAAUGAACACUUAGGCACAGAAACCUUAAUUCUUUGUCUGAAAUCUGCCCCACUCUCUAAAUAGUUUAGUCUGAGAUGGAAGCAUCAGCAGCAGAACAAAGCUCAAAGCCCAGAAGGGGAAAUAGUGAUACUGUCUCCAGGAGUGAAUCCAUAUUGCAUUUCAUGGUGGUGUUUCAUGUUGCAACAGAGUGAGAGUUUGCUUUAUCCUGGGCUUUCAAGCCCACCUGAGAGCUGCAACUUUUGAUCCUCUUGUCCUUGAAUUCCCCUCUCCAUUACGGGGAAGCUGUCUCUAACUUUCAUCUCUUCCAGAUUUGAAAUCAGAACACCCUGUCUGUUGUUUUAGCUCCAGUUGCUAUUCUGAAUGUGGGGAAACUUGAGAAGCAAAUGCAGUGGUCUUUCCUAUGUUGACACAGGUGGGGCUCAUACAAGGGAUCCCAAGCUGGGGAGGGGAGAGAAACUGGGAUAAAAUGCCAUGCAGUCCAGAAUGGGGAGAUUGGCAGGUAGGAAUCUGGCCGUUUGUCAUAAAUUAGUCUUAAGCUUGAAGUUUGUGUUCCUGGAAGGUGGCAGUGACUUCAUUGCAGCCACAAAAACCAUCCACGGUGGUGAUGCAAAAAGUCUGACCCACACACAUACACAUCUUGUGCUGGUUCUCGGAUUUCUGGAUUUCUAUUCAUGUUGAGCAAGAGCCCUUUUCUGUGCUUCAGAUUCUGGUGCCAAUCAUGAAUUUUGGUUAAUCCGUCAGACUUUAUCACAGGUGUUACUAUUUGAAAGCAGUUGUGUGAUCUGGGUUUCCUGGGAUAGAGGCAGGGCUUGCAAGAGCCCAGGCGUUUGUUAGCCUGGUUCUACACACAGCUGCCUGUCAUUGACCACUGUUGCUCUGUAAGCAGGACUCCCAGUAAGUAACGAUGUUGUGAAUGUUUUUAAGUUCCCUGUUCCAAAAAGGGUUUAGGCUAUAAAAGAAAUUAUUACUAAAGAUGAAUUAAUUUCAAAAUUGAAACCAGAAGAAUUCAUGAAUUUACUCAUUGUUCUUUCCUGCUAGAAUAUUAGCCCCACUCUGAGCACGUACUAGAAGAUUUCCUCACUUUUAAAGGCAAUGUAUUUUAAACCCUGAAACCAUGCCAGUAAAAAAAACACAUUGAAAGCCCUGUUCUCGAGGACUUGAUGCUGAAUAAGCCAUCCAUUGGUACUGGCUGUGGGGCCUGCCUGCCGCCACCCGGGCAGUGUGGCCCAUCUUCCCCACAGGGGACUCUCUUCAACACUGCCACACUGAGACUCAACUGCCCAAGUCAAGACAGGCCAGCCAAGCCCGCUUUUCUCUGUGCCAAAGGAAACAAAACUGACACUCAGUUCCACUGACACUGCCAGCAAAUGGUCUAACAGUUUAGGGGAGGAAUGGGGAGGGCAGGUGGUGGAAUAUAGUGUUCCUUUGGGUUAUAAUCUCUCUCCUCCUCCAGCAAAGAUCUGUCAGCAUUUGUGGGUAAAACUCACAAACUGUGUCACUUAGCAAUCCUGACAAAAUACAUAUUUAUUACAAACUGUUCAUCAUUUCCAGAUAAAAGCAGAAUUCCGGUCCAGGAGAAGCUCAUCUUCUCAGGAAAAAAAAAAAAAUCUUUACAAAGUUUCAGAAAGCUGCUUAUCCAUCCCUAAACAAACACAUUCUGCUUUUGGGUGGCCCUGCUCAGAACUGGAGACCAUGGCAUAAUAUUGGACAUAUAGUGGUGCUUGAAAUGGUACCAUGCUUUCAGUGCAUAUGAUUAAUUUCCUCUAAAUGCAAUUCCCAAUGCCCAUAUAUGUAGGGUGAGCGCUGAGGCCCUGGCACUCACACAUCUGUUUUAUGUAAAUGUAGAAAUUACCUUCAAAACUAAAGAGGCUCACUGCCUCAUUCGCCAGACUGCUCACCACAUCCCACAGCAUCAUACUCAGUUUAUGAAGAGGUUAUCAUUUAUUUGUAAACUCAGGAUGUUUUGUAGCGUCGCUUGUGUUUUAUAAUUUAUUAAUACAUUGUGGUUGGAAAUGCUAUCCAAGUGCUAUGUGCAUCGAAGUGUAAGUUUGGUGGAUCUGUGGUGGUUUUUUCUUCUCACUCUAGCAAGUUCUGUUAACAGAGACACAGGCAGGGGUUGGGGGGAGAAGUAAAUCAGGAGAACAAGGAUUAGAGUCCAGUCCUCAAAGUACAGGGCUUAGUUCAAAAUCGAGUUUGUUUCUAUAGUAAGUAAGUAGCUGACGGGGAAAAGAUCCUUCCCUUUUGAACUGGAUGAUAACAGGCUUGGAAAUCAGCCUCCACGGGCCUAAGUGAAGGAGGAUCUGGCCUCUUCCUGCUGGUUGAACACUAAGUUUUUGAGAAGUGCAGACAGUAUUGAGUUCCUACAUUUUCUAAGACACCCCACCCCCUGCCCUGGUGUUACUGAAGGGGGUUUAGAAAAGCAACUGGAGUUCCUUACCUUGGAUAUAGAUAGUACCUGUUUUUUUUCUGGAGAAACCAAAGCACUUUAAUGAGUCUUACAACCCAUAAUACUUAAGGCAUAUUGUCCCCUCACUAGAUCUCUGAGAGGCAGGGAGGGGCUGGGGGCAGUAGUCUCAUUUGAGAGGCAGCUAAACCUAGGAGAGAAAGCCUUGAGCUCGGAGUAAGGAGACCGGGCUCCAGGCCCACUUUCCUCGCUCACUAUGCAACCUUGGGCAAGUCGCUUCACUUUGCUGGGCCUCAGGCUCCCCAGUGGGAGACUGGGGGGUCAUGAUAGCUGCCCUUCCGGGACAGCGUAAAGAGAAAGUGGUAUAGUUGACGGGAAGUGCUUUGAAGGAAUGAAAGCUCUGUGCAGGAGCUGGGGAUAACCAUUUUCGAUGAAGAACCUGAGUCAACAGCCAACGAUUGGCCCAAGUUCCCAGAGCAGUUUUAUAGAACCGGGGCUUGAGUCUGGCAUCCCAGACUGUUCCCAUGAGGUGCUGUCGCACCAGGUAUGUGGAUACGUGGACACGCCACACGUACGUACUGAUGUGUGUGCACGGGGUGUAUACGGAUGCAUGUGUACAGAAGGUAUGUGACAUGGUGGAACAGCACAGGACAAAAACCCUGAGUUCUGACCCCAGUUUUGAUAAGAGUCCUAUGGCCUUGGAGAUAUUAUCCAACUUCUCUGGAACAUGGUUUUCUAGUCUGUAAAAUGAGGACAGUAUGCUAAAUGAUCUUUGUGGUUCUUUCAGCGCUAGUCAUGUAUGUAUGUAUAUAUAAAUAUGCUAAUCUGUAGAAAUGGGCCGAUUUGAAAAUUGGAGGCAAGGCCUGCCCAAGUGCAUUUCUUGUGUCAGAAACAGCAGAUUCGCAAAUAAGUUCAUAAAAAUCUCAUUUUAAAUUCAAUGGUGGUAUUUGAUGUCAUUGUUUUAAAUUCACCAUUUGGAUAAAAGAUUGAUGCCGUUUUCAAAAUUAAGUUCUUAGCUUAGAAGUGUUUGCUGUUACAAAUUUUUCUUAAAUUCAUUUGUUAAAGUCAAGAAGUCAACUAUUCUGUACUUGGGUAGGUCCCGACAACCUAUUUGCAAACAGGCCGGCUUUUGUGUAUGGGCCUUCACCUAGCAAUAUAAGAAAGUUAGCUGUUGGCUUUAUCAUGAUACAUGUGAGCAGGCUACCUGGAGAACAGUCUGGAAAAGAAAGUUAUAGUUCUCAAAAACUGGUGACAUGAAUUCAUUGAGCUGUGUGCCAUUUCCAGUGUGAAGACAUUGUUUGCUGGCUACGAUCUCUGACUUUUUGUGGCAUAUGAGGUGUAAAACGUUGUCAAAAAAGAAUCUGGUGUUUAAAAAGAAUCAAACUAUGGUGGCAUUAAAUGUUCACUUUUCUCCUA